Manihot esculenta (cassava) is the source of this 542-nucleotide messenger RNA. Its product is annotated as DNA-directed RNA polymerase subunit 10-like protein. Gene Ontology annotation, biological process: tRNA transcription by RNA polymerase III; transcription by RNA polymerase I; transcription by RNA polymerase II. Gene Ontology annotation, molecular function: zinc ion binding; DNA binding; DNA-directed RNA polymerase activity. NCBI's taxonomy places the organism in Eukaryota, Viridiplantae, Streptophyta, Magnoliopsida, Malpighiales, Euphorbiaceae. The transcript is spliced from 4 exons. The record is from RefSeq and is a predicted model, not a curated record. Bases 122 to 337 code for a protein of 71 amino acids. Gene Ontology annotation, cellular component: RNA polymerase I complex; RNA polymerase II, core complex; RNA polymerase III complex.
GGCCCAACCCAAUUGCCCUUUUCUCAAAACAUAAGAAGCCUUCACUUCUCUGAGCUGCUGACCGACCUAGAAAUCUUCCAAGAACGCGCAGGGGAGAGCAGAAGCAGGGGGGCAACCAAAAAUGAUAAUUCCAGUUCGUUGUUUCACUUGCGGCAAGGUGAUUGGAAACAAAUGGGAUACUUAUCUUGAUCUCCUUCAAGCUGAUUACUCUGAAGGAGAUGCUCUUGAUGCAUUGGGGUUGGUCCGCUAUUGCUGCAGGCGAAUGCUCAUGACACAUGUUGACCUCAUUGAGAAGCUUUUGAACUACAAUACUCUGGAGAGAAGUGAGGGCAGUUGAAGGAGGCUGUGGUCCUGUGUAUUCUGAAACUAGCUGCCAAAGAUGUGUGUGGUUACUAUGGUGGAAGUAUAGACAAUGGGAAAAAAAAUUUGGGAAUGUUCAAAUAUUAAUCAUUGUCGUUUUUCUCCUGUUUGAAAGACCUAUACAUUAUUGUGAUGCUAACAUUGUGAGAAUUGAGAAAUCGUUCAAAUCGUUUUGUGUGUUA